AUGCUUCCUCCACACGGUGCUUGCGUGAACUUGCGCACAUCUGCAAUUGCAUUGAAACACCAGAAAGACGCAAAAGAUAAUGAGAUGAUGGAGGGGAUUCAGAGAUGGAGAGAAGCUCUUACACGCGUGGCCAAUCACUCUGGCUGGGAUAUCCGAAACAAGUACGUAAUCCCCUCAGGUUUCUCCGUGGAUCUUAUUGUUAUUACCUGGAUUAAUAAAGAAGGCAUGGUUGCAUUUUACAUUGUUCAGCUUCUGCUUUAG
Sphenostylis stenocarpa is the source of this 261-nucleotide messenger RNA. The record is from the annotation of a GenBank genome assembly. NCBI's taxonomy places the organism in Eukaryota, Viridiplantae, Streptophyta, Magnoliopsida, Fabales, Fabaceae.